AUGCCGCCAAAUACAGUGCCUGAUGAGGAGCCUAGGGAUAGUGAGGGAAGGCAUUGCAACCAUACUGAGAAUGACAGUGAGACAAAACGGUAUCCUCAAAGAGAAAGGAACCCUCCCAGAUACUUAGAAGAGGACACCAUCCUCCCCAAGAAUGCCGAUUGUGCCCACAUUAGUUUAGAUUACUGCUACAAAGUUUGUGGAUUACCACAAAAUUACACAGAAGCCAUGGGAUCACCUCAAGCCAGGGAGUGGGAGCAAGCAGUGAAGGAAGAGAUCAGCUCUCUGAAGGAAAAUGAUACUUACGAAUUAUCAACUUUACCAGAAGGUAAAGCUUCAGUAGGGGGAAAAUGGGUGUACACAACCAAACAAGAUCAGAAUGGCAUAGAGUCCUUUAAGGCCAGAUAUGUAGCGAAGGGUUACAGCCAGGUAAAGGGUAUAGAUUAUCAAGAAACGUUCGCCCCGACAGCCAGUAUUACUUCAAUUAGGGUCUUAAUGCAGUUAGCAGUAAAACAUGAUCUUAUUGUCCACCAGAUGGACGUUAAAACUGCAUAUCUGCAUACCCCAUUACUCAAGAGUUAUACAUAG
Paramuricea clavata is the source of this 585-nucleotide messenger RNA. The record is from the annotation of a GenBank genome assembly. Lineage: Eukaryota; Metazoa; Cnidaria; Anthozoa; Malacalcyonacea; Plexauridae.